AUGCAUAUACAAUGUUGGGAAUUGCUUCUAAAACUUAGAAGAGAGCGACUCAGGUGUAUACAAGUAACUUAGUUCAGUGUCAGUGGACUGGUGGCAAUCAAUGUGUGCUCCGAUGUUUCAGCAUGCUCAGCAGGCAAAUCCCGGUCAGGCUGGCCUUUCACGCGUGCCACUGCAGCACAGUCAGUGGGGCAAAGGGAGUUCACAACGCUGAACGUUACGAUGUGAUUGUUGUGGGCGGCGGCCAUGCUGGUUGUGAAGCUGCAGCUGCUGCCGCCCGAAUGGGGGCCAAGACACUCAUGGUCACGCACAAAAUUGAUAAAAUAGGUGAAAUGUCAUGUAAUCCAUCGUUUGGUGGCAUAGGCAAGGGCCACAUCAUGGCAGAAGUGGAUGCACUGGAUGGGCUCUGCUCGCGGAUAUCGGAUUUAUCCGGGAUCAUGUUCCGCGUCCUGAAUCGUUCGCGUGGUCCGGCAGCAUGGGGGAACCGAGCGCAGAUCGACCGGGACCAGUACAAGACGCACAUGCAGAGGGAGAUCUUGUCCAUUCCGAACUUGACAGUGCUCAGUGCGGCGGUAGAAGACCUAUCACUGUCCUCCUCUGCACUCGCUGAUGAUGGCAGCCGUGUUCCAAGAGUCACUGGCAUUGUUUUGGAGAGCGGUGAAGUCAUUCCUGGGGAAUCAGUUGUUCUAACAACCGGCACGUUCCUCAACGCAACCAUCUCCAUCGGUACUACAGUGCGGCAAGCUGGACGACUAGGCGAUGCACCAUCGGUAGGGUUGGCAAAGACGCUAGCAGACAUCGGCUUCACGGUGGGCAAGCUGCGUACAGGAACGCCGCCGCGUAUUCUUGCCAGCUCUAUUCAAACUGGUGGGCUCGACAAGCAAAUUGGUGAUGAGCCUCCACAGCCGUUCUCGCUUCUGAAUGAGCGUCCCGUGUUGAACGCACCACAGGAGGUUACCUACGUCACUGAAACCACGCCAGAGACUAACGCGAUAGCCGUGGAGUCGCUGGAUCGCAACUAUCACAUCAAGGAAGAAGUACACGGGCCUCGCAACUGUCCGUCACUCGAGUCCAAGUGCAUCCGCUACCCGCACUUCCGGCACCGUGUCUUCCUGGAGCCCGAAGGUCGUGAUGGGAGACUCAUCUAUCCACAAGGUCUGGGAUGUACUAUGCCAGAGGAGGAACAAGUUCGCAUGCUGCACACGAUACGGGGUCUGGAGCAGGCGGAGCUUGUGGUUCCAGGAUACGGUGUGCACUAUGAUUUCUUUGACCCUCGGCAGCUGAUGUCGACGCUGGAGACCCGGCGAGUAGCGUCGCUGUUUUUCGCUGGUCAAAUCAAUGGCACUACCGGGUAUGAGGAGGCCGCAGGUCAGGGAAUAGUUGCCGGCAUAAAUGCUGUACUUCGCGUGCGCAACGAGUCGCCAUUCACCUUGGACAGAGCUGAUGGCUACAUCGGAGUAAUGAUCGAUGACCUCACAACAAAGGGCUGCAAGGAACCAUACCGAGUGUUCACAUCGCGUGCAGAAUAUCGACUGCUGCUUCGGCCGGAGAAUGCAGACAACAGACUAACGCGGAAAGGUGUUGAGGUUGGCGUGGUCGGUGCACAUCGCAAGGCCGUAUAUGAGCGGAUAGUGGACGAGGUGGAGCAGGCCAUGUCCAUACUGAAGACGACUCAGAUGCAGUAUGAGAAGUGGCACGCUCUCAGCGGUGGGUGUGAAGCCAUACCCGAGUCAUCCGCGACCAAAACUGGAGAUGCGGUAGUUCAGAAACAUCACAACCUGGACGCCGUGGUGAGAGCAUGCCGAUCGUCCGCGCUUGAGCGCCUCCUGGAGAGCCAACACGUUCGCAACAAGGUCUUCGCCAACUGUGUCUACAGGACUGCAGCUGCCAGCAUGUCCAAGUUGGUGGAAGAAUUCCGCAGAGACGAGGCACUGCAGUUGCCGCUGGAUCUGGACUACAUAGCCCGUGCUGGCGAGUUGGGCAUGAGCGCUGAUGUUGCUGAGAAGCUCCACUUAGUCAGGCCGGAGACGCUGGGAGCAGCUGGUCGUGUUGCCAACGUCUCUGUGCCAAGCUUGAUCCAGCUCAUGGUCUACGUGAAGAAGAGCGAGGAACGACAGCUACAGCGGCAUUGACAGUGGACUACAUUUACCUGGUCAGGAGCAGCUGUUGAUGCCAGUGUCCUUACCGACGGGGUGUGAGCAGUAAGCGGGCAAGCAGACCUGGGCCUGAAGGCCCUGAAUGCUACUGCCCGAGAACAGAAAACUCGUUCGACUGCGCUCCAUCUAGUGACGUUCAAUUGUAGUGAACAUGUGCGCGUGUGUGUGUGUGCAAGAACUGAAGAAGUCUGUCUGCUCAAGAGAUUGUGUAUACGUCCUGUAAGGGCACGGGCACAGCCAUGGCACCAGACUAAGUCAUAGUUUUGAAUACAAGUAGGACUACAAAAUGUUGUAAGUACAUUUAAAAUUUCAAUACACACAGAUGUUUAUUGAUUUUCUUCAAGAGUCGAGGCAUUCAAGUUACAAGGCAAUUCUCUCCUUGUCAGUUUUUUUGGCUUCACUUUCUGCUCUAAUUUUUUUACUGUGUUUGCUAGGAAUACUGCAUUGGUUUUACUGAGCCAGGCUUUGGAGAUUACUGAUGACUUGUGCAAGAUGAACAGGGAAUGGCUGCAACAAACUUUAAUACAAGCACUCUCUUUUUUAGUUUAGAAAAAAAAUACUGUAAUCGAUUAAUCGUCCUA
Sycon ciliatum is the source of this 2734-nucleotide messenger RNA. Its product is annotated as protein MTO1 homolog, mitochondrial-like. Gene Ontology annotation, biological process: mitochondrial tRNA wobble uridine modification; tRNA methylation. The transcript is spliced from 18 exons. Gene Ontology annotation, cellular component: mitochondrion; cytosol. The record is from RefSeq and is a predicted model, not a curated record. Lineage: Eukaryota; Metazoa; Porifera; Calcarea; Leucosolenida; Sycettidae. Gene Ontology annotation, molecular function: flavin adenine dinucleotide binding. Bases 123 to 2129 code for a protein of 668 amino acids.